AUCUAUGCAAUUACAUUCUACUUCUCCACUCUAAGGAGACAAAACGAAACAAUCGGAACAAAAAAGUAACGCAACCAUCUGUGCUCUCUAUUAGUGAUAAAACGGAUCGUCCUAACAUUUUGUCAAUAAGAUGAGUGACCUGGACAACACGGAUACUAGCAGCGAGGGGGAGGACAUCUUCAGCAACAGCAGUGACUGGAGCGAGACUGACAUAGAGGAGAUCAAUGAGGACCAGGAGGUCGCUGUCAAUUUGACGACCAACUCGCUGAUGACGAUUCCGUUUGCUGACCAGCCGCAGACAACGUCCAACUUGACUUCUGCUUCGGCUGCCUCACUUAGUGCUCACGAGCCCACCCAGUCCCAGUCCCAGUGCGGAGCUAAUUCCUCCUACAUCCAGUAUCUGGUGGACAAAUUUUCGAACUACUCCGUGGUAACCAUGAAUCACGUACAGUUUGAGAUAAACAAAGUUCUCUUCAAAGCUGAUAUGGGAACCUACCAAAACACCGAAUAAAAAACCACAUAUUUCCAA
Drosophila miranda is the source of this 529-nucleotide messenger RNA. RefSeq lists its product as uncharacterized. Lineage: Eukaryota; Metazoa; Arthropoda; Insecta; Diptera; Drosophilidae. The coding region runs from base 131 to 511 and encodes 126 amino acids. The record is from RefSeq and is a predicted model, not a curated record. The transcript is spliced from 2 exons.